CGAGGCAAGUUAUCUCGAGCAAUAAGUGGCAGACGUAGAGGUAGUGGCCGGCACUAAAACGUCCAAGUUUCUAAUGUUUUGCUAGCCUUAAUCUCAAACAUGAAGCCGAACGAGCUACUUAUUUUUCAACUCCUCGCGGUGCUUUCUCUGGCUCAGGCCGUCCGGCAGAAGUUCCCCGUCCAGUGCUUCCAGUGCAGCUGGGACGCAGAGGUGGAGAUGGACGAGGAGCGACGCGAACAUCUCGAAACGCAGAUGAAGAAGAUCGAGGACCCCGAAGGCCUGCAGGGACCUCUGAAGCCUCCCUUCUUGGGCAUCAACAACUUCGCGGAAAUGCCAUCAAGGGACCAGCUGGCGCUGCAGUGUAAAAACUGCACCAAGGUGGACGGCACCUGCGCGCGAUGGACCUACUACACCAACGAGCAACCCCGAAACGUGACGUGGCUGUGCGUGAACUCCGUGGAAGUGGGCUGCUUUGUGGAGAAGCUUCCCAACCAACUCAGGAAAGAAGUCUGUCUGUGCAAGGACCAGGACUAUUGCAACGGAGCUGGAACACUUCUGCCGCCGGCGCAGCUUCUUCUGGCGAUGUUUCUACUGCUGGGACUUGUUGCGGCAGCACGUUAACACGUCACACGUGGCCAUUUUACGACAACGCAACGAUUCUACCAAAUUGAACACCCUAACAAACGUACCCGUAGCACGACAGUAGUCACUGACAAAAUGAAAACGGCAGGGAUGUCCUUCGAGUGUUCGGCCUCCAGCGUGAGCUUUCAGCCUUCAAUAACGCUUCGGCACUUUGGGAGACAAGAGCGUUCAAGAGGAGCCUAAACACUGCGGAAGACAGCGAGCGCACGCUGAAGGACGGGCGUUCACAAAGAGACGAACUGCUUUUUUUUACAGCGAUGCAGCGAAGAUGUUUAUGGCUAGGGUUUCGUGGAUUUUUCGUGUGCCUGAGCAAACACUUUACGCUUGUUCCGCCGCACGCGCCGUACGCGCACGCCUUUCCCGUAUAAAAGAUUCGAAGUAAAUACCCAAAAUAAAGCGUUGACGAACGCGCGUGCAAGAUACCAUUUCUUUUAGGAUUUUACUUUAGAACAGUUACUGCUGCAGACGCCGACACGUGCAGCACGUGGAACAUCAUUCCCUGCAUUACCCUGGAUGAUUGGGUAGUUUAUCAAUAGGUCUAUUGAGUAGAUUAGUUAUCAAAAGGCACCAUUUUCAAGAUCAGUAGGCUCUCGGGUUGAUAAUAAAGGUUUCUGGAAGAUUG
Molecule: messenger RNA, 1264 nt
Organism: Ixodes scapularis (black-legged tick)
Lineage: Eukaryota; Metazoa; Arthropoda; Arachnida; Ixodida; Ixodidae
Exons: 3
Coding region: 100-621 (173 amino acids)
Source: RefSeq, a predicted model, not a curated record